GUCCGUCUUCCUGAACGCCCCUUCUACACUCACUCUGGGCCGGUCUCCUGACCCAACGAUGGAUUCGCCUCUGAACCUAACCUACUUUUCCCUCUCCACCCCCGCCCCUUUGGAGACCAACCGCAGCAGCCUUGACUCCGAAGACCCGCGCCCCAGCCCGCCCCUCCUCUCUGUCUUCGGUGUGCUUGUUCUGACCUUGCUGGGCUUUCUGGUGGCUGCGACGUUCUCCUGGAACCUCCUGGUGCUGGCGACCAUUCUCCGCGUGCGCACCUUCCAUCGAGUUCCGCACAACUUAGUGGCGUCCAUGGCCAUCUCGGAUGUGCUCGUGGCGGCUCUGGUCAUGCCACUGAGCCUGGUGCAUGAGCUGUCCGGCCGCCGUUGGCAGCUGGGCCGACGGCUCUGCCAGCUGUGGAUCGCGUGCGAUGUGCUCUGCUGUACGGCCAGCAUCUGGAAUGUGACGGCCAUCGCGCUGGACCGCUACUGGUCCAUCACCCGCCAUCUGGAAUACACACUCCGCGCCCGCAAGCGCGUCUCCAACUUAAUGAUAGUGCUCACCUGGGUGCUCUCCGCGGUGAUCUCCCUGGCACCGCUGCUCUUCGGCUGGGGGGAGACCUACUCUGAGGGCAGCGAGGAGUGCCAGGUGAGCCGCGAGCCCUCCUAUACCGUGUUCUCCACCGUGGGCGCCUUCUACCUGCCGCUCUGCGUGGUGCUCUUCGUGUACUGGAAGAUCUACAAGGCCGCCAAGUUCCGCGUGGGCUCCAGGAAGACCAACAGCGUCUCACCCUUAUCGGAGGCCGUGGAGGCGAAGACCUCUGCUCAGCAGCCCCAGAUGGUGUUCACUGUCCGCCACACCACCGUCACCUUCCAGACAGAAGGGGACACGUGGAGGGAACAGAAAGAGCAGAAAGCUGCCCUGAUGGUGGGCAUCCUCAUUGGGGUGUUUGCACUCUGCUGGAUCCCCUUCUUCACCACAGAGCUCAUCAGCCCCCUCUGCUCCUGCGACAUCCCCGCCAUCUGGAAGAGCAUCUUCCUUUGGCUGGGCUACUCCAACUCCUUCUUUAACCCCCUCAUCUAUACAGCUUUCAACAAGAACUACAAUAGCGCCUUCAAGAAUUUCUUUUCUAGGCAACACUGAGCAUGAGGCCUGGGGAUAAGAAGGAGCUAUCCCCUAACUCAGUGAAAUUUCCAACACCAUCUACUUCCCCAUCCC
Messenger RNA from Odobenus rosmarus divergens (Pacific walrus), 1210 nucleotides. RefSeq names its product 5-hydroxytryptamine (serotonin) receptor 5A, G protein-coupled (gene HTR5A). Gene Ontology annotation, biological process: chemical synaptic transmission; G protein-coupled receptor signaling pathway, coupled to cyclic nucleotide second messenger. NCBI's taxonomy places the organism in Eukaryota, Metazoa, Chordata, Mammalia, Carnivora, Odobenidae. Gene Ontology annotation, cellular component: dendrite; plasma membrane. Bases 59 to 1135 code for a protein of 358 amino acids. Gene Ontology annotation, molecular function: G protein-coupled serotonin receptor activity; neurotransmitter receptor activity. The record is from RefSeq and is a predicted model, not a curated record. The transcript is spliced from 2 exons.